Molecule: messenger RNA, 2419 nt
Organism: Ostrinia furnacalis (Asian corn borer)
Lineage: Eukaryota; Metazoa; Arthropoda; Insecta; Lepidoptera; Crambidae
Exons: 11
Coding region: 162-2141 (659 amino acids)
Source: RefSeq, a predicted model, not a curated record
ACGCAGCUGCAGUAGGUCCACCAUCCUCGGUGGUGUGCGGUGAGCGGUCAGCUACCUGGCAGCUAUGGCACCCGGCCCUGGAAGCGACCCUAGACGCGCACUGCUCAGACCAGUCCACUGUAGCCAGGAUCGCUGGGGCAUUGAACGCGCUCAUUGACAAGAUGAGGGAGGGAGUAUAUCAGGGCACACUUCGCGUAGUGAGUCGCUACAUGGCUAUGUGCGCUCUACGAAGGCGCGCACACCGAUGCGCCGCGUAUGCGCAAACGCAUGCUCGUGUGUGCGUGUCAGCGCACGCGCCGCACCACCUGCUGCUCAUACUGGAUGAAGUUAGAGAGUCUCAACCGAGAGAUGAAGGCAGGCUCCGGUCCAGCGUACUCCAGGAGACAGCUGCGGUACCUAUGGCGAGUGGCCAACGAACUAGUCCGGUGCAAGAACAUGGUGGUUUGUACUUGUGGCGAGUGGCCAAUGAGCUGAUGCGGUGCAAGAACAUGGUGGUUUGCGAAAGCCACAGCAAUUUCCGCGCCAACCUGAUCCAGGCGACGGCUCCAGGGGACGAGCCUAUAGAAGAACUGAUCCACAUCCUUGCCAUCGCUCUGGACCAAGCUCGAGACCUUUACUUGAACACCUUGCAGUAUAGAAGCUUAGGCGAGUUCGACAGGGAACUGUUUCAGUACAGGUCCAAAAAGUGGAAUAAACUCAAAGAAUACUACGAUGCGUCAUCCGCUUGCCUCAUAGACGCGGUCCGAAGAGACCCCGACCUCCGAAGAGAAGACCUGAAAGACCCCCUCAACAUCAUGAAGAACAUCCUCCACUGGCUACACAAAGGAGCGAAAGAUGAUAAAAAAUACUUGGGACCAGUUCUAAAGCCAUAUUUGGAUGGUCUUUUCACAAGUUCUUUGGAGAACUCCUGGUUUUUGGAGGACUUUGACGCGAAAUGCUGUGAGAAGGAGUUUGAGGGGCUGAAGGAGUAUUGCGUGGGGGUACAUGAUGGGAAUAUUGAGCCAUGUAUGGGGUUGCUGGAUGCAGCGAAGAGAAUGGCGUGGGCUAAGGCAAUGGUGGACUUUGUGGACCGGUUUCGGCAUGUUGAUUUCCGCCUAGUAUUCCCAACGGGUGACGGCAUGGCGAUCUCCUACCCCAUCAGGCUGCCGACGCGCCGCGAGCUUAGUUCAGCUCGCACCCUGACUCUUAGCAGGAGGGAUAAGGUGGAAGCCAAGCUGCGGCUUGCGAGGAGAUGUGUGCUGGCUGCCUUUAGCACAGCUCUGGUGGGAGAUCACAGGGUAAAACCAAGAAAGAUCACCCGCCACGAGAGCACAGAUGAGAUCCUAGCUAGCGUCAAAUCUGGCAACUACUGGCGGAACAACACCAAGCCAGACAUCAUCCCUUCCACCUCCAUACAGGACAUCAGCAAAGACGACCUUCCCAGAGUCAGAAGACGGUCCCGUAGAAGUCGUCCCGUCACUUCUUAUGGGUUUCCAGAAAUUUCUUUGACAGACCAAGGGGAUACGAAGACCAUGAGACGGAAGUACCAUACGCUGAAGAGUUUGGUGUAUACGGAGCCGGUAGAGAGUAUCAGAGAGUUGAGAGAAAGGCCCCGGUCUGCUGGGUCUACUGUCAGGAAUAAGGAGGUGUUGACCAGGCCAAGCCUUUUGGAGACUUUGGACUUCAUUAAUAGCGUGAAGGAUGCGUUGUGCGUGGAAGAAUCAGGCGCAUCAGAUGCUGAAGACUCUGGCUGGUCUGCGCAAGAGGAAUGGCUGGCUGGGCAGACAGCACCACUAAACUUGCUGGUGGCAAGGUCAGGGUCGCACACGCUCCACCUGCUGCUAGGCGACUUGGUUCUAGCUUUGCUGCAGAGGGGAAGGUUUACGAUUCUUCAAGAACUAUGCUCGUGGCUCGGCGAUGCCAGUGAAGGCGCGUUGUUCGCGUUACACCGUCUAGCGCGGGCUGCUCGGUCGAGGAGCAGUGAAAGGGCCACUACGUCAUGGAAGCUUCCAGAAGCCGAAGGAACAGCUCCAGCUCCGCCACAGAAGUACAGCGUCCGUUCUCCGGACUACGUAUCUGGAGAUGAAGGACCACCACCACCACCGCCUCUGCCCAGGCAUAGCAGCAGGCACAAACAGGUACAGUUGCAUGAUCCCUGCUAGAUCAUGGUAGAAGGAUCAAGGUAAGAGAGAAAGCUACUAUACCCGCUCUCCCGAUUACGCGUCCCGUGAGCAGAGCCCACAAUCUACCGCCGCUGUCCAGUUACAAGAUCCCUGCUGGAUUAUGAAAUCUUCUAGAAGCCGAAGGAACAGGAGAGCUACUACGAAACGCUGUUUAAGUAGUUUCGGUUCUAUCUGUCACCAUCGCUUAUACACUGGCACCUCGCUCUGCGUGAGAGGGAUGGUAACAUUCGAAACUUCGGAUAACGUUUUUCGGAGUA